UGAAACUUGAAUGAUUGGAUCGUCAGGCACAGCACAACUAAGAAUUGCGGCUCAGCACGAUUCUUCAACCUCCUUUUGAAACACGAUCACUUCUUGUACGGGACCGCCUCUAUCUCGAGAACAAUCCAUGAUUACAGAACUCCCGAAGAUUGGACAACGGUCAUAGCAACAACUCGUUCAAGGCGCAUCGCAUGCAAUAAUCCAUAAGCCCGCCGCGGAACUCAACAACGUACCGCCGCCAUGGCACUCGGCGGCCUUGGAAUCUUCUUCAUAACUCUCUUCGUCUUGAUACUAAUCGCCUACAUAAGUUACAUUGUAUACAUCGAAUACAACGCGCGCAAACGCGGCCUCCCCAAACCCUCAUGGUUUCCCUUCCUCAAACGCCGUAGCAACCCGAACCCGCGAAGCUACCAAAACCCAUCUCCCGCACCCGGCGGGAUCAUCGGCUGGUUCAAUGACAAAAUCGCCUCGAUCCGGAACAGGCGCACCGCCGGCGGCGCCUACGAACACACUAGCUACAACAGCGGCGUCGGCGGCACGCCUGUCGUCGGUCGCGGCGGCGCGGCCUCCGGAGGCCGUCAUGGCUUCGGACCGUUAGACCCAGACGAGGCAUGGGAUGCCCGUGUUGACCAUGAGACGAGUGGAUACUACGAGGAGCAGGAGAUGGGAGAUGCCAGUGGCGGGAUGUAUCAUGGCACAGGAUACUCGAAUGCGGCGCAGCGGCAGCGGGAGUUGGAUUCGCGGUACGAUGAGGAGAUGCAUGGCGGUGCGGCGGCGGGACCGCCGAAGGGUGCUGUGCCGAGAGAGAACCCUUUCGGCGAUCAUGCGGCGGUGGGAGCGAGUCCGACGGAAUUACGGAGUGUGAGUCCCCGGCCGGCGGUUGUCACGCAGACGCAGGGGGCUGCGCAGCAGCAGCAGCAGCAGCAGGGGCAUAAGAAGGGGAAUCCGAGCGUGGCGACGUUAGGGAGUGCGGAUGAGAAUAGUCCGUUGGAGAGGAGGAGUAUGUUCCGCGAGGAUGUUUGAAGAAGUUGUUGUUUCUGCCUGCGAAAAAGAGGGGAGAGCUGCGGAGAAGGAACAUGUGUAGUAGGGCAAGAGGAGAGGAAUCGUUUCUUCGUCAUUACAUUUUUCCACGAUUGUAUGAGAUUUUGUGUUUCUAGUUCCAUGCAAGCGGAGAUGUUUUGGUGUAGAACGCUGUGAUUGGAGAAGUAAUCCGAGCUGCAGCCCCAGCAUCGACUGAAUGCGCGUGAUCAAAUAUCCCAGGAGACCUUUCCCAGACGAAUAUCGUGAUUGUCCGCUUGAGUCGGGCAGAGAGCCUGUCCUCGGGAACAUUUGAGGACACAUGAGAAUGUGGUUGAUAUGGCAGUCAUCAGCGCAUCUAGUAAUUGUACAUGUAAUUGCACUCCAAUCGAGAAGCAAUGAG
Dissoconium aciculare CBS 342.82 is the source of this 1420-nucleotide messenger RNA. RefSeq lists its product as uncharacterized. Bases 241 to 1023 code for a protein of 260 amino acids. Lineage: Eukaryota; Fungi; Ascomycota; Dothideomycetes; Mycosphaerellales; Dissoconiaceae. The transcript has 2 exons. The record is from RefSeq and is a predicted model, not a curated record.